Messenger RNA from Megalobrama amblycephala (Wuchang bream), 3893 nucleotides. RefSeq names its product BCL2 apoptosis regulator b (gene bcl2b). Gene Ontology annotation, molecular function: protein heterodimerization activity; protein homodimerization activity. Gene Ontology annotation, biological process: intrinsic apoptotic signaling pathway in response to DNA damage; negative regulation of intrinsic apoptotic signaling pathway; extrinsic apoptotic signaling pathway in absence of ligand. The transcript is spliced from 2 exons. Gene Ontology annotation, cellular component: mitochondrial outer membrane. NCBI's taxonomy places the organism in Eukaryota, Metazoa, Chordata, Actinopteri, Cypriniformes, Xenocyprididae. Bases 623 to 1255 code for a protein of 210 amino acids. The record is from RefSeq and is a predicted model, not a curated record.
GAAACGCCUCUCCUCUAUGAAGGGGGCAGUCUGACUGCAUAUGGAGCCACUGCGUACAGCAGACGCCUCUAAACACUCAACUUAUACAGAGACACAACUGUUAGCCGUUUACCUUUCGCGUAAAGACUCAAUUCGACAGCAGACACCAUUGAGAAAGUCUCUCUUCACACUAGCCGCUCCGCGAGAGAAGAAACUCACAAGUGCGCGUGAACAUUCGGCGACCAGCCUCUUCCGUCUCCCGCAGUUCUGGACUCUUUUACACGAAUAAACGAUGACUUACUGCGCGCAAUUCCCACUCAAAACAUCAGAGACUUUCUCACCCAUGCUUAUACGUUAUGUUUGUCUUUUCUGAUAUGGAGGAAGAUGCUUAAAUCCUCUUCAUACAUGCCUGGAAUUUUCUGCUGGGAACAGAAAGUGGGCGUUUUUCUACACCGAAGCACUGGAGGAUUCAUGCGAGUGCUGCAACUUGCAGUUUCAAGUGAGGCAACAUGCAGUAAGUUGGCCGUUUGAAGGAUUUGCAGUUAUCUAAAAUCAGUUGCUGCGUUGCAUUGAUGUUAUGAAGAUGCGCCUGGAUUAAUAUCUCAUUCACACUGAGGUUUUUUAGCGAUAUAUACAGGUCGAUAUGGCACAAGAGAUUGUGUAUGAUAACCGCAGUAUAGUGGUGAAGUACAUCCACCAUAAGCUCUGGAAGAAGGGAUACGUUUGGGAAGUGAAUGGACACGAUGACAGCGUCUCGAACGGACUGAUGAUGGGGAGGCAGGAGGACAGCGGCGUCUCUCCCAGCUCCCGUCACGACCCGUUCAGCGCGCUUCAUAAGGUGCUACGGGAGGCUGGGGAUGAACUGGAGCGGUUAUAUCAGUCGGACUUUGCGGAGAUGUCCAAACAGCUGCAUCUCACGUCCAUCACGGCGCACCAGCGCUUCACCGCAGUCAUAGACGAGCUGUUCAGGGACGGCGUGAACUGGGGCAGAAUCAUCGCUUUUUUCGAGUUUGGAGGGACCGUUUGUGUCGAAUGCGUGAACAAGGAGAUGACGGCGCAGGUGGAUAACAUUGCGGGCUGGAUGACGGAAUAUCUGAACGGGCCGCUGCACGGCUGGAUCCAGGAGAACGGUGGCUGGGAAGCAUUUGUGGAGCUCUACAGCAGGCAGAGGGACUCAGUGUUUCGCAGCUCGUGGUCGUCAAUAGUAACGGUCUUCGGUCUAGCCGCUCUCGGGGCUGUUGGCUUGACCAUAGGAGCCUACCUUGCUCAGAAAUGAGGAACUUUCCCUUCCUUUACUCGCUUGCCCUCUCUCCCUCCAGUCAACUCUCUCCACUCUGUCUAAACCCCCUCCUCUGCUUUCCCCAGAAGACAUCCAUGUCCCAGGACUGCUCCUCUUCAAAGCUUUUCUCCCACUCUCUACAAGUCUUUCUUCUCUGCCUUCAAACACAAAGACAGAAAAGACAGGAAAUGAAUGCACUGCCGACCCAUCAUGAGAGGAUGGCAGAGAAGAUGAAUAAUGAGGUGAAAGAGACAUUGGCGGCAGUGUCAUUGGCAGAAUUAGUUCAGAUCUCAAAGUGAGUUUUAAUUGUAGCACCUGUCGGAUAUUAGUGUUCUUAUACAUAAAAAUGAUGGGAAAAUGCAAAGGACAAGAAACAUCUGGAGGUUUUGAAGAUCUGUGGUGAUUGAAAGUAUCUUUUGAAGACACCAGCACUCUCCAAAUGUCCUUUAACAGUCAGAUUGAUCUUAGGAGACAAUCUGCACUAAACUACCAUCGUUGGUCUUAGUUGUUUUUGUAGGAUUAAUUGUAGCUUGUCUUUUACCAAAUUCAGACUAACGUUUCUUGCGCUAUUGCCGCCAUCCUUGUAUCAUAGUGUAAGAAAGAACCAGAAGAACUGUGAGAAGAAAAAGAGAGAAAUGGCAUGAACGUUAAGGCAAUGUCCCUCUAGCCACUGGAUUUUGAAGAAAUCUCGAGCUCACUGAUUUCAAGAUGGAACAGCGGAAAAUGGGAAGCCAUUUUCUCUUUGUAGCAAUAGCAAUUUAAAGAGCUUUAUUGAGGGCUUAAGAAGGGUUUCCUUGAAGUGCUUGGGGUCAAAAAUUAUACAAAGAGGACCGAAUGGGAAAGUAGUUUUCAGACUUUGAGAGAGCAGAUGCAUGUGAGCUGGUCAAAAGACCUCUAUCUGUACCGUAUGCGCAGAAACGACGCUUUAUUCUUCUUUAAUACUUCAAAUACACUGUUGUCCACUAAUGUUCAUUCAUACACCGCAAGAAGCAGUUGGGUGGAUCUCAAAACUGUCAAGAGCAAGUUUAGGUCAUAUUUCACCCCCCAAAAAAACAAAAACAAACAAAAAAAAAACAAACAAAAAAAACUUACAAAUGUUUGGGGUCAAUGCGAUUUUUUAAAAGAAAUUAAUAAUUAAUAUAUUUAUUCAGCAAGGAUGCAUUAAAUUGAUCAAAAGUGUCAUUAAAGACAUUUAUUAAGUUAUAAAAGACUAUUUUUCUGAAAACCCUGAAAAAUAUCAACACACACACGCACAGGGUCUAAAAUGCGAGUUAAAACCGCCGUUGACAUAUAUAAAGCACAUUUUCCACUACGUUUUUUUACUGUAAUGUAAUUGUUCAAAUUCAAUUUGUUUAUUAUUUAGGGUGAAAUGUGACUGGGACAUGCUUUCAUGAAGUUCCCCUAGUGGUCCAGAUUUUUCAUCACUAUUAUUAUUAUUAUUAUUAUUAUUAUUUAAUUUUCAAAGCAUCAUGUUCAGGGAUCAGUUGGGUUCAGUAUAAACAAAUAGAAAUCUGCAGUAGAAAUCCAUUCUGUGUUCCUUGGAUUUGGUGUUUACAGUUAUAUGUGCAAUCUUUCUGAUGUCUGUUCCCAAAACAGCAUGCUUAAACACAAUCCUGCCGCAUGUAUAAAGGAUUGCCACGCAGAAAAAUGAAAAGUUUAAGACCAAAACCUAUGAACAAGAGCAACUGUAUACAGUGUGUGCCAUGGAUCCAGCUUUGGUGCUUUUGUAUCGGCCGCCUUAGAGUUCACAUGGAACCAAAAUGAAACUUUGGAACAACAAAGGGACUUACAGCGUUCCAAGAAGGCGACGGUUAAUCAAUGUUUGCUCCCCUUAUGUAGUAUCGGAGGUCAUGUGCUGCAUCAUUACCUAUGAUCUCCUCUACAGACAGUGGCAUUGUAUGGGGUGCUAAUGAACUUUUAAGAAAUGGGUGCCCUCUUCAGUAGAUCUUACAUCCUGAACCAGUCAAUGUUACUUGUUAUCUGCCUUCAUGGGCGUAUGUUCAUUUUAUAAUGUGAUACUGUCUAAAAUACAUAUACAGUAUUUUAAUAGGUGGUUGAUAGAUUAAUUUGGAAAUCAAACAUGUCCAGAAAAGCAGAUGAACAGACUACACGUGUAAGAGGAACUUCUACUGACAUGUCUGUAUGUAGUAGCAUGGUCAACCUGUCUGAAAGGAUUGAAGCUUUAUGUAAAACAAGUUAGCUUUCAAAAGGAACAGUUUAUCCGGUUACUAUAGUGUCAUAAAUAGAUGCUGUUUGUCUCUAGUUUACAGUUGUGAUUUUCUCUGACACUAACAUUUGUUAUUGUUUCUAAUAGAUAGAUUUCGCUCUUAUUUCACCUUUAUUUAUUUUUAGGUACCUUAAAACAAUCAUCCAACUGUAAAUUCAAAAGAUCACGUAGAGUUUAUUUCAUUUUUAGGUUUUAGAUUCUCUGAAAGAUUUGGAGCAUAAGUAUCCUAAUUUGCUGAAUCAAUGCUGCUUAAUGUAAAAAUGAUAAAUUCUAUAAAUUACAAUGUAAUUGCCUGUUCUGUGUGGCGAUGUCAUGAAUAUUAAUACUUAAUUUCAUGUAGUCACUGUUUCUACAGCGGUUUAUUUUUCGUCUUAACUGGAGCCCAUUAAAAUCUAUUCUGCUAUUGUA